Molecule: messenger RNA, 2860 nt
Organism: Salvelinus namaycush (lake trout)
Lineage: Eukaryota; Metazoa; Chordata; Actinopteri; Salmoniformes; Salmonidae
Product: mothers against decapentaplegic homolog 6-like
Exons: 4
Coding region: 815-2383 (522 amino acids)
Biological process (GO): SMAD protein signal transduction; anatomical structure morphogenesis; BMP signaling pathway
Cellular component (GO): heteromeric SMAD protein complex
Molecular function (GO): I-SMAD binding; transcription regulator inhibitor activity
Source: RefSeq, a predicted model, not a curated record
UGUCUAGACUGGCACAUGAUGGGAAUCAACCAAUGGCUCCAGAGCUUUCCUGGGGCCCCGUGUGCACGGGCGAGUGUAUCCGAAAAGAAUAGCAGAGAGUGAGACUGGCAGCAAAGUCAUUCAAGUUUUCCUUUAAACCACUCCUGAGUCUUGAAUCGGAGUAGCUACAUCUGCAUCCGUAUGUUUGAGCAGCAUAAAAACUCAAUCUAAACUUUUUAUCUCGGGGUUGCAAACGGAUUAUUCUACACUACGGUGGAAAAUAACAUUGGAAUCUGAAUGCGGCAAGGAUUAUUUGGGAUUAUUUCGUGGUGAAGCAACUCCAUCGAUGUGCCGUCACAAGGAUUCUAAAGCGAAGGAUUUAACCAAGGGUGCUCAAAGUCCAAGAAAAACCUAUUUUGCUGUCGUUUCAUGUUGUAGCUAUAGCCUAGUUAUUGGAGGAAUAAUUAUGGUAUAGCCUAUGAAUUGCUGCUCGGAAGAUAGUCUUGGGGAAUUGUGUAGCCUCUGUAAAGACACACGUUUUCAUGGAGUUGGUAGACGAUAUGGUUGUAGGAUAUAACAGACCAGUAAAUGCAUGUAUGGCGCAUUCUGUUUAGCUGUGCAAUCUCGUUACAUUUGACUUUGUUUAAUGCAACAUACAACCGUAAAUUACAUUCUAAUGCUGCGAGUUAGUCAUAAAUCUACGACCCCCGGCUGCGCAUGUAGUGCGCGCCGUUUACAAAACAUUAAUGUUGUGCGGAGACCAUAAAUCAAUGUGGAAUCCUCACAGACCUGGACGGGAACAAUACGACACAUCCAAAACUGUCUAAAUUGUCGUAUGUUCAGGUCGAAACGCUCAGGUCUUAUACGGCGACUCUGGAGAAGCCGUUUAGUCCCAGACAGAGACGGGGGAGAUGGGAGAAGCAAACGAAGCGAGGAGUUUCGGGACGGUUCGUGUGGCAGUAACCCAGAAAAAAUACCCAAAACGGAGCUCGGGUCGGUGACCCGUGCCUCGCCAUCUCUGGGAACUUUCGACGAAGUGUGCAACACAGACCUCACGGACAGCGCAGAGUCGGCGCCGGGGGACAAUUCGGACCAUGGUCAGAGGGAUGCCAUGUGUGUCCCCGUCCCUCAUCACCGAGGCUCUCAGCCAGAACACGAGAAUGACAGUAGAACGGUUACUUGCUGUUUGUUUCGAGACAGGGACCCUAGACCUCGGAGCCCCGUCUUGACCCGGGGUAUUCGAAACUCUAGUCCCCGCGAUGGAGGUAUCCUCACGGGACGGGAGGGGAAUACUGUCUCGGUGGCCGAGCAAGAACUCAAGAACGUUACCUAUGCUCUUUUGAAAAGACUCAAGGAGAAACCGCUGGAUGCCUUGUUGGAGGCGGUGGAGUCGAAAGGAGGGAUGCCCAGUGACUGUGUUCUGGUACCCCAGACGGAGCUGCGUUUAGGUGGCCACUCGACAUCUCCCCCAUUUCUGCUCUGUAAACUCUACCGAUGGACUGACCUGCACCACUCGACUCAACUCAAAGCGCUGUGCCACUGUCAAAGCUUCUGGGCAUUGGACAGCAGCGAAACGGUGUGCUGUAACCCCUAUCACUACAGUCUCUUGUGUGGGCCAGAAUCCCCACCACCCCCCUACUCACGACUAUCUCCCUCAGAUGAACACAAGCCACUGGAACUAUCAGAUUCAACACUGUCGUACACUGAAACUGUGGCCCCCCACUCCCCCGACGUCGCGCCAAGACUCUUCUCAGACCCCGGUACCUCCGCGGGCUCCUCGUCCUCCUGUGGGCGGCGUUCCCACUGGUGCAGCGUAGCCUACUGGGAACAGCGGACGCGGGUCGGCCGCCUCUACCCGGCCCACGAGCCCUCGCUCAGCAUCUUCUACGACCUACCUCAGGGCACGGGCCUCUGCCUGGGCCAACUCAACGCCGUUGCCAACGCUAGCAACGGUCACCGCUGCGACGGUGGCGGCGGUCACCAUGGCAACCGUAGUCACCGCGGCGGUAGUGGCAGCAGCAGCAGCACGGGCAGCUGUGUCCAGCGAACACGCAGCAAAAUCGGCUACGGGAUUGUCCUGAGCCAAGAACCUGACGGAGUGUGGAUCUACAACCGUAGCCAGCACCCAGUGUUUGUCCACUCGCCCACCCUGGACCUGCCCAGCUCAGUGAGGGGACUGACGGUGAGGAGGGUGAUGCCUGGCUACUCACUCAAAGUGUUUGACUAUGACAAGUCCAGCUGGAUCCUGCAGCAGGGCAUGGAGCCCCCUGUGGGGCUGGAGGGCCCCUAUGACCCCCACAGUGUGAGGAUCAGCUUCGCCAAGGGCUGGGGCCCCUGCUACUCCAGACAGUUCAUCACCUCCUGCCCCUGCUGGGUGGAGGUGUUGCUCAAUACCCACAGAUAGCACACAGACUAGGAAGACAGACAGAGGGAUGGAUGGACAGGCAUACACACGGAUAGACAGACGGGAAAACACAAAUACAGUACACGUAUUUACUUACACAGGUGCUCACAGGUAUAUGUGUACACCCACACACAGGCACACACACACACACACACAGCUAUCUCAAUCAACUAUCCCAAAUAUAAUCUACCUAGAUUUAAUAUAAAGUUUUAUAUAUUAUAUGAAAUAUAUUAUACUUGUAAAUACCAAGUCAUUUUUACAAUGCAAUUAUUUAUGUAUAGUGUAAUGUGUAUAUGGACAAAAUCAAAAAGGAACAGAAUUAUGCACUUUGGAUUCUAUAUAUGCAUUCUCAAUGCCUUUUGAAAGAGAUAUAUCCUGCAAACAAUAGGACGCACCCGGUUUUAGUUCUCAUAUUUUAUCAAUCACCUGGAAAAGUUAUGCCAUUCACACUUUGACAAUAAAGUACUCGUAUUCUAA